Aphanomyces invadans is the source of this 1116-nucleotide messenger RNA. RefSeq lists its product as hypothetical. Gene Ontology annotation, molecular function: palmitoyltransferase activity. The record is from RefSeq and is a predicted model, not a curated record. The transcript is spliced from 2 exons. Lineage: Eukaryota; Oomycota; Saprolegniomycetes; Saprolegniales; Verrucalvaceae. Bases 24 to 869 code for a protein of 281 amino acids.
AACCGAUCCACGGCCAUCGCGACAUGCAGCUCUUGGUGUGGGUCGUGGAUGGAGUGCACGCAGUCCUUGGCCCGAUCCUGGUGUGUGGUGUGCUGUCGCUGCUAGCGUUCCUCGUGGGUUCGUUCUACGUUGUCAUCUUGCCCCACGCAGCCGCGACAUUUGCCUGGCCGAUUGGAUGGGUUGGAGCGUACUUGUUCGUCCAAGUGAGUGUGCACUACGUCCUCUGCGUGUGCACAAACCCAGGUCGUCUCGUGGAUGUCAACCCGCCGAGCGAAGGGUUGAGAAAUGAUGACGACAAUGCAGACCCCAAAGCCGACCUGGCGCACCUUGGCAUAUGCCGCCACUGUGACGUUGCCAAACCGCCUCACGCGCACCACUGCCAUGCAUGCGGCGUUUGCGUCCUCGACCUGGACCACCAUUGCGUUUGGGUGCACAACUGCAUCGGCCGGUUCAAUUACUGCUACUACUGGCGCUUCCUUCUCUUCACGUGGCUCACUUGCUUUUUCGUCGCACUGGUGUCGUAUGUCGCAAUUCACGCGGAUAGACAUGACACGACAUUCUCGACCUUCGAUUUGCACGUCCGGUUGCCGUACGCUCUGUGCUUGUGCAUUGGGUUGGUCGUGUUGGGGUUGUGGCUCUGGCAUGUCUACAUCGCCCUGGCAGGCGUGACGACGUUGGAGGCAAUCAUUCGAUAUCGCACACGUCAAGCCACCAUUCCUUUGACAUGGGCCAUGAUGCAGCGCAACGUUCGCCAAAAGGUGGGCUCGCUGUGGGACUCUCUUGUCCCUCCGAUUGCCACGGUAUUCGCAAAGAGAAAGUUUGGCCUGCCGUCGAAGCAUUCCGCCGCCCAGUACGAGUGCGUCGCAUGAUACGGAGUUAUCCACACUCAGGGCCAUGAGCACGUUGUUUAUAUACGUCGACUCAACAUCGCUGCGCGGACUUGCCCUCGAAGAAUGAAACUCCGUCAUGAACAGAUCCAUGCGUGAACAGGUUCGGAUGAUUCACUGCACAUCCUGGUACAUGGAGGACGAGGCGUGUGAUGACCUGGCGCCUGCGACGACACACGUGCGUUGCCUACCGCGAAAACGAAUGUCUACGGCUUUUGCGGUGUUUUCG